AUGCCGCUUGUCUGGAACUUGGCUGGGAAGGAGUUGGCCAGUGUUCCCUUGGAAGUAAAAGACGUGAGGGCCUUGAAGCAGCAGUUGCAGAAGCUGUACGGCUACCCUCGUUUCAGGCAAGUGAUCCUCCGAGGCAAAGAGACUUUGCGCGAUGAUGACACGUUGCAGCCGCAAGAAGACCUACAGCUCGUGCUGCGGGAAUUUGCAGACGCCACUCUGUCGGAUGCAAAUUCGCUGGUGUUCGCAGUGAAGCGCGACCCUCAAAUGGUUGAAGACAUAUUACAGCGUCCACAAGAUCCAGACCUGCGUGAUGCUUUCGGCAAUCGGCCCCUGGCUAUUGCACAACAGUGCGGUCGCACCGCCACACUUGUAAGGCUUCUGGAGGCCAAGGCGGAUGUGGAUGAUACAUGGCUUGAUGGCAGUACAGCGCUUCUGCGGGCAUCUCGUCUGGGCCAGCUGGAAGUUGCCUAUGUACUGUUGCAAUUCCGUGCGAAUGUUGACAUGGCAACCAACGAUGGUGAUACAGCCCUUUUUCAUGCAUCUCGCCGAGGUCAUGUAGCACUUGUUCAGGCGCUUGUGGAAGCAAAGGCUACUACAAACUUGCCGGACAGCAGCGGCGACACACCUCUCAUCUGCGCGGCCAGCCAAGGUCAAAGCCAUGUCCAGAUCGUACGUCUUCUGUUGGAGGCGCGGGCUGACAAGGGCAUCCGCUCCAGGAAUGGCAAAACCGCCCUCAUCUGCGCAGCACAGCAAGGUGUGGGCGACGUGGAUGUUUUACAGGCCCUCUUGGAGUCUGCCAACAUAAAUGUCCCUGACAGAAGUGGCAAGACGGCCCUCAUGUAUGCCUCUCGCCGCGGCCAGCUGCAAAGCGUUCGUUUGCUGUUACAAGCAAGGGCUGCCGCAGACUUGACUGAUGAAGGCGGCGAAACGGCACUGAUUUUAGCUGCUAGCAGAGGGCACCUGGAAGUUGUAAGUUUGCUUUUGGAAGAUUUGCACCGCCGUCCCUUCAUGCGGGAUUUCUGCACAGUUCUCCAGAAGUUCGGCCAGGUUUUGACCCUGCCAACAGCGCCCGAAGUGGCUCGCAAGGCAGCCCGCGAGGCGAUCGAUUUCCUCAGGCCCUACGCAGACGUGGAGAGGAGUCUUGAGUUUCUCCUUUCAAACCACACGGAGGGUCUCGUGCGCCGCUUCGGUGAGGCGGUACUUCGAGGGUUAGCAGCCGCGCAGUCGGAGGGAGCCAUCCUCGAGGAUGUUGGAGCAGAACUCCAACAGUGCUGGCAAGCUGCGGUGGACAAAUUCGAGAAGAAAUGCCAUGAGGUGUACGAGCUGCACUUCUAUUCAGUCUUCCUGGAGGUCAAGGGAGACCGAGCCCUGCUGGAUCAGACCUUCCGAGUAAUUGGCGGCCAACUGCAACUGUCUCGUGGGUCGCUCCUGACAUGCCUCGAAAAGACCAGGCCCUGGGCAGAGGCAGCAUUAAAGGUUUUCGCGAAGCGGCAGAAAUCGCGCCUGCUGGAGAGACUCCAUGCUGACGCGCUGCGCUCAUGGAAGCAGACGUGGCAGGAGAUCCCUCGACCACCAGAGACCGGAAAGUUGGGCGCCAAAUUCUGGGACAGCAACUUUAUCCACCUUUACAAGAUUGCCUGGCCAGACCUGGUAGAGGCUUUCGAGAAUUUUUAUCUCGUCGGGCGCUGUCCGACAGACCUGGUCCGACAACUUCGAUUGAGGGUGGAUCCGCCAUUCUCGCACCAGGUGACCAAAUUCUCCUGGCAGGCGCUGUUGCGUGGGCACAACAGGAUAUCUGACAUCUUGGACAUGCUCAUUGAGGAGGUGAUGCAAGACAUCUCGCGCUGCAUCUACAGGUCAAAUCCAUCAGACGACGAGGUCAUCGACGUGGAGGUCACUGCGAGCGUGGGCAUGCCACCGCGCGCGCGCCGCGCGGACGAGAAGGUGCUGACGAGGAAGUCUUCAGGCUCUUCGGGCCAGCUGCAG
Messenger RNA from Symbiodinium pilosum, 1986 nucleotides. NCBI's taxonomy places the organism in Eukaryota, Dinophyceae, Suessiales, Symbiodiniaceae. The record is from the annotation of a GenBank genome assembly.